CUCGCCGAGCGGAGAAGAAUGCGGGGGUUUCCCAGGGAAGAGCUCUCUAGCCAGCGGUAGGAAAGAGGGUCGCCUGUAUCGUUUUCCCCCUCUAGGAAGGAGCACUCGUUGAUCGAGAUUCUCCCAUCCAGGUGUUCGAGGGAAAGCGGGGCGGAGCGAUUUGCAGCUGCUCUUGCCAGGCGCAGAAGGUCUGAAGCAGCCGAGCCCCAUUUCUCCCCUCCUGGAAACCGGGAAGUCGGGGCGGAGCGGCUCUCUAGGCCACCUCGGACUGCCUUGGGCUUCACUUGGCUCCCCUCGAGCAGAAAACCCAUUCAGGCACAGAGAUCUCCAGGGAUGGAGGACUCCCUCAGCCCAGAGAUCCACCGCCGGCGCUUCCGCGGUCUCGAUCGCUGGGGCCAGGAGGCCGAGGGGCCCCGGGAGCUUUGCAGCCGCCUGCACGGGCUGUGCCGUCAGUGGCUGCGGCCGGAAAGGAGCAGCAAAGGGGAGAUGCUGGACCUGGUGGUGCUGGAGCAGCUGCUGGCCGUGCUGCCCCCGGAGAUGGCCAGCUGGGUGAGGGAGUGCGGAGCCGAGAGCUGUUCCCAGGCGGUGGCCCUGGCCGAAGGCUUCCUGCUCAGCCAAGCCCAGAGGGAAGAGCCGGGAAAGGGGCAGCAGGAACCAUUCAUGGGGGAGAUCUCCACAGAGCUUCAGGAAAGAGGAGAUCCAUCCAGCCCUUCCCAGGAACUGCUUUUUAGAAAGAUCCAAUUCGGGCCUCCUCGCCAGGAACCAUUCAUGGGGGGGAUCUCCACAGAGCUUCAGGAAAAAGGAGAUCCAUUCAGCCCUCCUCAGGAGCUACUUUUUAGAAGGAUCCAAUUCGGGCCUCCUUGCCAGGAAACAUUCAUGGGGGGGAUCUCCACAGAGCUUCAGGAAAAAGGAGAUCCAUUCAGCCCUCCUCAGGAGCUACUUUUUAGAAGGAUCCAAUUCGGGCCUCCUUGCCAGGAACCAUUCAUGGGGGAGAUCUCCACAGAGCUUCAGGAAAGAGGCGAUCCAUCCAGCCCUUCUCAGAAGCUGCCUUUUAGAAGGAUCCAAUUCGGGCCUCCUUGCCAGAGAUCUGGUCCAGAGGAGGUGACUGUGGACUUCACAAUGGAGGAGUGGGAGCUGCUAGAUUCUCGUCAGAAAACCUUGUGCAGAGAAGUCAUGUGGGAAAUUUCAAAGAAUAUGGCUGAUCUGGGAGAUGAUGGGCUGGAAAAUAGCAAGCAAGCAAGAUUAAAGACAGAGAAGUGUGAAGUUGAAGAAGUGAUAUUGGGCCAUGAAGAGGACACAAGAAGAGAAGAGAGAAAGCACUCAGAGAAUGGAGGGGAGACGUCAUCCACUUCUGUUCCGGUUGGCAUCCAUAGCUUCCUGUCCCAGCAAGUCCUGGAAGAAAAGAAAAUGGUGCAGGAGCCGUUCAUGGGGGAGAUCUCAGCAGAGCUCCAGGAAAACUCCAUCCAGCCCUUCUCAGGAGCUGCUUUUCAGGAAGAUCCAACUGGGGCCUCCUUGCCAGAAAUGGAGGAUUACAUUUCUAAACUAAAAAAUUUUUCUAAACUGGACUUUCAAUCAAAGGAGGAGGUAAUAAUUAAAGGAAGACCAACGCCGGAGCUAAAGGGCCUGCUUCAGAGGCAUAAUCAGAAUACCCGCUCUUUCCAAACCGAGUGGUACACACGAAAAGACUGGCUGUGUGGAUGUUCAGUAAGAAACCGCCUUUUCUGCUUUCCCUGCCUUCUUUUCUCUACUUGCGACAGUGUCUGGACUCAGAUGGGAUAUUGUGACCUGAAGAAUUUGCAAAGAAGUCUCAUCAAACAUGAGCAGUUGACCACCCAUAUACAUAGUCAGAUCACGCUAAAAACGUUCGGCAUAUCCAGGAUAGACAUAGCUUUAGACAAACAACGCAGACUCAACAUCAACAUCCACAAUGCUAAGGUAAAGGAAAACCGAGAUACUUUAAAAGAUCUCAUUGAUGUCACCUGUUUCCUCGCCAAGCAACAGCUGACAUUUCAUGGAAAUGAUGAAAGUACAGACUCUACCAAUCGUGGAAACUAUGUUGAACUCUUACAUGUUUUUGCUGAGAAAGAUGACAGGCUAGCUAAACAUUUGAAAACAUCCACUGUAUUUUCCAGCUUGUCAAACAGAAUACAGAAUGAUUUAAUUGAAGCAGUCAGUGAUGUCAUUAGAAAUGACAUUAAAAAAGAGAUUAGUGCAACUCCAUUUGUUGCUGUAGAAGUAGACGAGACCAUAGAUGUCACAAACCGAGCUCAGAUUUCUGUCAUACUGCGGUAUGUGGCUAUGACUGAUGCCAAAUGUGAGGUGAAGGAGGCGUUUUUGGGAUUUGAUGAUGUGAGUGAGGACAGACACGCUCCCGCAAUUGCUGAGUAUAUCCUGAGAGUGUUGCAGAAGUAUGACUGUGUUGGAAAGCUUGUAGCUCAGACCUACGAUGGGGCCGCUGUAAUGGCAUCAGAACUUAAUGGCGUGCAAGCUAAAAUAAAAGAAAAAGUGCCCGAAGCCAUGUUCACACACUGUUAUGCACACAAGCUGAACUUGGUGCUUUUGCAUUCAGCAAAGUGCAUGCCGGAGUGUCGCACAUUUUUUAAAACAGCUGAGGGACUAGCGUCAUUUUUCAGCAAGUCCACAAAGCGCACUCACUUGCUGAAUGAUGAUGUUAAGUGCCGUUUACCCAGAGCAGCGCCCACAAGAUGGAGUUUUAACUCUAGGCUGGUGCAGACAAUAAGCAUGCACCAAAAUGAUCUGCGCGCGUUAUUUCAUGUCAUUCUAGAAAAUCCUGACAACUGGGACAAUGACACACUAAUGAUGGCAGCAGGAUACGAUCAGUGGCUGUCAAAACCAUCAACAUGCUUUCUCCUUAUGGUAUAUGAGGAUAUUUUCAAUGAAACUGACACACUUUUUAAAGUACUACAAAACAAAGUGAUGGACAUUGAAUAUUGUCUUGCACGCAUCCGCGACACCUUUACAGCUCUUGAGCGCAUGAAACUGGAGUUCAACAGUUUAUAUGACCGAUUUGAGAAGAAAUGCAGCUCACUUGGCCUGACAGGGACUGGACGUAGAGAGUGGGUUAUUAUAUCUGAACAAAAACGAGUGUUUUGUAACAUUUUGGAGAAUAUAAACCAUCAAAUGCAGGUUAGGUUUGAUCAUUUUGGUGAGUUGACUUUCCUUGGUUUGGUGGAUUGCGCAAAAUUUAGUGAAAUGUCCAAACGUUUUGAUGACACAAAACUGCAGAGCCUUUCAAAAUAUGCCAGAUUUUUUGACUUUGUUAAACUGAAGGCGGAUCUCGUUGGACUGUACAGCUCACAAGUGAUCAGGGAUACAUGUAAAUCUCCUGCACAGCUUCUUAGCUUUCUGGCACAGAAAGAUCUCAUUGAGACUGUUCCUCAGGCCACAAAGUUGCUCCAGCUUGUGCUCACUGUUCCAGCUAUGGCAGUAUCGGUGGAGCGGUCAUUCUCAGCACUGAAGAGACUAAAAACAUACAGUCGGAACAAGACCAAUCAAGGACAACUUGCUUCCCUGGCUGUGAUCGCCAUUGAAACAGAGAGACUUUUAAAAUUAAAAGAAGAUAACGAAAAAUUCUACCAGCAAGUCAUAGAUGCUUUUGUUCAGAAGGAGCAGCGGAUGGACUUCAGUUAUAAGUAAUGGAGAUGGAAAAAAGUUGGAAAAUGAGAAUAGCAAGCAAUCAAGCUUAAAGACAGAGAAGCAUGAUGUUGAAGAGGUGAUAUAUUGCCAUGAAAAGGACACAAGAAGAGAAGAGAGAAACCACUCAGAGAAUGGAAAGGAGAAGUCAUCCACUUCUGUUCCUGUUGGCAUCCCUAGCUUCCUAUCCCAGCAAGACCUGAAAGAACAGGAAAAGGAAAAAUAUGGGAUAAAAGAGAAAAAUUGAUUUGAUUUAUAUGAAUGUGGUAUAAACCGGACUGAAGGAGAAAUAUAUGAAAAAUAUGUCAGUAAUUUGUUCUCUCUUACUUUACUUUACACACUGGAGAGAAACCGUAUAAAUGCAUUAAAUGUGGAAAGACCUUUA
Molecule: messenger RNA, 4039 nt
Organism: Thamnophis elegans (Western terrestrial garter snake)
Lineage: Eukaryota; Metazoa; Chordata; Lepidosauria; Squamata; Natricidae
Product: zinc finger protein 25-like
Exons: 10
Coding region: 334-3657 (1107 amino acids)
Biological process (GO): regulation of DNA-templated transcription
Molecular function (GO): protein dimerization activity
Source: RefSeq, a predicted model, not a curated record